CCAGAUGCAGAGGCCUAUAUGAACUUCAUGAAGAAACACAGCUGUUAUGACGCUAUUCCUACUAGCUGCAAACUCGUGAUUUUUGACACCACAUUACAGGUAAAGAAAGCCUUUUUUGCUCUGGUGGCCAAUGGCCUGAGAGCUGCUCCACUCUGGGACAGCAAGUUACAGAGGUUUGUUGGUAUGCUGACAAUCACUGAUUUUAUAAACAUUCUCCAUCGUUACUAUAAAUCUCCCAUGGUUCAGAUCUAUGAACUUGAGGAACACAAGAUCGAGACAUGGAGAGAUGUAUAUCUGCAGUGUUACAACCACUGUCUCAUUAGCAUCACUCCAGAUGCAAGCCUCUUUGAUGCCAUCUACUCCCUCCUAAAAUAUAAGAUUCACAGACUGCCGGUCAUCGACCCUGAGUCAGGAAAUGUGUUGCACAUCCUGACACACAAGCGAAUCCUCAAGUUCCUUCAUAUAUUUGGAGGGACGGUUCCUAAACCAGGUUUUCUGCAGAAGAAGAUUAAGGAUGUGGGAAUAGGGACGUUCAAAAACAUCGCCACCGUGUCACAAAACGCCACGGUCUAUGACGCCCUGUCUGUGUUUGUGGAGAGGCGUGUGUCUGCCCUCCCAGUGGUUGAUGAGGGGGGGAAGGUGGUUGCACUUUAUUCCAGAUUUGAUGUAAUUAACCUGGCAGCACAGAAAACCUACAACAACUUGAACAUGACGAUGCAGGAGGCAGUGAGAAGGCGAUCGUGUUUUGUGGAGGGUGUAAUUAAGUGCUAUCCUGAUGAGACCUUGGACACCAUCAUCGAUCGCAUUGUUAAGGCAGAGGUUCAUCGGCUGGUUCUGGUGGACAAAGAUGACGUGGUUUGUGGGAUUAUCUCUCUUUCAGACCUGCUGCAGGCCUUGGUACUGUCUCCAGCAGGUAUUGAUAAAAAACAAAACAAAACAUGAUUUGAAUACAUCUUGUAUUUUUUACAUAUACAGAUUUUCAUGUAAGUCUAGUUUUUUGACAGAGGGUUAAUGGGAUGUGCCAUUGUCUGCUUUUAGGGAUGUUUUGGGAAAAAAAAAAAAAGAAAAACUUGCGUGGCUUCCCCCAUUUAACUCACAACAAUAUAAUCCUUACAGCAUUUUAUCAUGCACAGUUAUGGCACAUUAAAAAAAAAUAUAUCCUGGAAAAAACUAACCCUGCUGUGAAACUGUAGCUUGUUUUUUUGUUUUUGUUUUUUUUGUCACUUUUUCGAGAAGUCUAACAGCUUAGAUUCGCAUUAACGAACUGAGGUCGUCUCCAGUUUCGCACUUAUUUUGACCACAGGACCAUACAGCUAACUCUGGGGUUAGGUCACGGUCAGCCUGUAAAUGUUUGGAAGCACUUCUUAAACCCGUCACCCCACCCCACCCCGACUCCCCUCUCCUCCCCACCCAGACAAGAUUUACAGUGUCCUCUUUUGCCACCGCAAUAUUUUAGCACAGUGGAUGUUUUACUGAGUGGGGAGUUUGGCAGUCUGCUGGUACAUGAGCAGACCUAAUCAAAUGGACCCUUGAAAGUGUUCCUUAGUCAUCCCAUUUACAUAAUACUGUGUGCAAGUGAAAAGAAAAACAGAAAAUUGCAUGACACCGGUUUUUCACUUUCUUUCUUUUUUUUUUUUUUUUGAGUGGCGUCUCACAAUUACAUGUACUACUGCUCUCCAGGAAAAAAAAAUCCCCUGUCUUUGGAAGUCACUUUAAGACUUAAAUAAAAAAAAGAUCUUUAUCGGAGCAGAUAGGAGACAUUGCUAUGGAAUAUAAAUGAACUUGUUGAUAUGUAAAUGUAAAUCACGUACAAUGACCUUGUUCAAACAAUUGUUUCUUCACACUACAAUGUAAUGCUUUUAAUGUACAGGUAACAAAUGUUGGACGUUUUAAUUCUGGUGAUAGCUCUGUUGUGUUUUCUUUCUUUCAUUCGUUCACAGCUCAUGAAAAAUGUUUCAUUGUAAAGAAUGGCGUGGCAAGGGGGAGAGGAUAAUCGACUUUUUUAUUUUAGUUUAAUUAGUAGUAAUUAUUUGACGAAAAAUGCCUGUGCACUGAGAUUGUGAAUAUGAAAACGAAAGAUUUAUAAUUCUGCUGACUGAAGCCUCACUAGCACUCAUCUGAAUUCUUUUACAGGUUCUGGGUUGUACUGUGUUCUCGGAAAAUUAAUUUUAAAUAUUAAGAAUUCAAACUAUUCAGGUAGAAAUCUGAAAAUCACAUUGAUACAAAUACAAUCAGUCUGUUAUGUUUAACUGUUCAGAUGUUCCCAAAAUGGUUAACUGUCCUCAGAAGAAGGAAAUGUUGUUUUGUGCUGCAGUCGUUCUAUAUUGUUUUCUGUUCAUUGCAAGAUCUUUUUUUUUUUUUCUGUUACAGUCCUGCUAGACAGAAAUGAAACAAGUCAGCAAUGUUGUUUUUGGAGACAAUAUUUACAGCGAUGGUUUAUGUUAACAUGCCAUAGAUAUAUUGUGUUUUGCUCAUGCUUUUAUUGCGUCUUGAUCUA
Chanos chanos (milkfish) is the source of this 2497-nucleotide messenger RNA. It is a transcript of the gene prkag3a, whose product is annotated as protein kinase, AMP-activated, gamma 3a non-catalytic subunit. Gene Ontology annotation, molecular function: protein kinase regulator activity; AMP binding; protein kinase binding. Gene Ontology annotation, cellular component: nucleotide-activated protein kinase complex; cytoplasm; nucleus. The transcript has 11 exons. The record is from RefSeq and is a predicted model, not a curated record. The coding region runs from base 19 to 942 and encodes 307 amino acids. Lineage: Eukaryota; Metazoa; Chordata; Actinopteri; Gonorynchiformes; Chanidae. Gene Ontology annotation, biological process: protein phosphorylation; regulation of catalytic activity.